Molecule: messenger RNA, 636 nt
Organism: Funneliformis geosporum
Lineage: Eukaryota; Fungi; Glomeromycota; Glomeromycetes; Glomerales; Glomeraceae
Source: the annotation of a GenBank genome assembly
AUGUCAAUAUUAACUUCUGAAACUUAUUAUUUGUGCUUAAGAAUGGAAGAUCGUGAUUCUGCUUUGGCUAUCAUUCAAAAAUUCAAUGGACAUCAACUUCCCGGGGCGGGCUUACCUUUGCAAGUUCGAUUUGCUGAUUCAUUGGCGCAAAAGAAGUUGAAAGGACAAACUGCCAAAAAACGGAUGUGGAGAGCACGCGAGUUUGCAUCUUUAGGCGGUCAAAUUAUGUCUCAAGUUCCUGUUACACCUGAGCAUAUGCUGGGAAUGGCCGCUCCUGGAUCACCACCAGGACCUGGUGCUUACCUUCAAUAUUUCCCAGAGGGAGUUCAACCUGCUGGUGCUUUUCCACCUGGUUCAAUCUCUCCAACAUUCGGUCCUCAAUAUGCUGCGGCAAGAUAUUUUCAACCGAUUUAUCCUGGACCGGUAUUACCACAACAACAUCAAGGAACAGAAGUGCAGCCUGCGGCUGCCGCUGUAGUAAUCUCAAAUCAGUCAGAUAUCACCAAUAAGGAUGUAUCUAACUCGGGAGGUAGUAAUGAUCCUACAGAAGAAUUGAGUGAAUUAGUUCAAAGCAAACUAAAUGUUGAUGGUGGCAGUGAUAAGGAUGGUUGUGCCGAAGUUGGCGAUAAACAAUAA